Choloepus didactylus (southern two-toed sloth) is the source of this 2188-nucleotide messenger RNA. RefSeq names its product ankyrin repeat domain 22 (gene ANKRD22). Lineage: Eukaryota; Metazoa; Chordata; Mammalia; Pilosa; Megalonychidae. Gene Ontology annotation, molecular function: protein binding. The record is from RefSeq and is a predicted model, not a curated record. The transcript has 6 exons. The coding region runs from base 237 to 812 and encodes 191 amino acids.
CCGCUUGGGUCAUUAUAGAGUAAACCAACGUGUUCAUUUCACUGGGCUGGGCUCUCUAGCAGGUGGAUUGCUGCCUGCCUUAUUAGAGAAGCCCUUACAGGUGUGGAAAGAAAGGGCCUGCUACUGCCUGGACUUCUAGGAGCUUUCUCUCCGUUGGGAAGGAUUUUGAUGUGAAUCAGAAAUAUCCCCAGAAGAUUCAGAAAGUUUUAGAGUGAAGUAAGCUGUGAAGGACCAGCAUGGGCAUCCUAUACUCUGAGCCCAUCUGCCAGGUGGCCUAUCAGAAUGACCUCCGCGAAGUGUGGCGGUGGGUGAGGAAAGAUAACAACUACGUCAACAUUCAAGAUGGCUUUAAUGGAGACACCCCCCUGAUCUGUGCCUGCAGACGAGGGCACCUGAGAAUCGUUUCCUUCCUUUUAAGAAGAAAUGCUAAUGUGAACCUCAAAAACCAGAAGGAGAGAACCUGCUUGCAUUAUGCUGUGAAGAAAAGAUUUACCUUCUUUGAUUAUCUACUUAUUAUCCUCUUAAUGCCGGUUCUGCUAAUUGGGUAUUUCCUCAUGGUCUCAAAGACGAAGCAGAACGAGGCUCUCGUACGAAUGCUCCUUGAUGCUGGCGUCGACGUUAAUGCUACAGACUGUUAUGGCUGCACUGCACUACAUUACGCCUGCAAAAUGAAAAACCAGACUGUCAUCCCGCUGCUUCUUGAAGCCCAUGCAGACCCCAUGAUAGAGAAUAAGCAUGGUGAGAGUUCACUGGAUAUUGCACGAAGAUUAAAAUUUCCCCAGAUUGAAUUAAUGCUAAGGAAAGCAUCAUAAUCCUUGUGGCCUCACAGAUGGAGAAGUAGACAAAGUUAAAGGACUUGAAUUCUAUGUCCACCCUGGACUGUUGGACUGUGGGCCAUUCAAGCUGAUGCCACCCUUUUAUGGAGAUAAUGAUGUUUGCCUUGGUUAAUAUUUUUGCAGAGUUUUGAAUUUAUAAUGGUUUUUGCUCUGAGGAGUUCACUAAGGCCAUAAUUACUCUAACUGAGUCUCUACUUUGGCCUAAAGAUACGGUGUUUCAAACUCAGAGUCUGCUACAGGAAAGGAUCAGAGUUAUCUGGGAUAGUGUUCUCUUCCCAGCUGUUUCACUCUUAUAAAGAGGCUGACCUGCCUACUUGAGUCCCUAGGAGACAAACUCUUCCUUUAGUUGCACCUUUCAGUAUUAAGAGGAAGAAUCAAAGUAUGUAUGUUUUUAUAGCAUGGUGUAUGUGUGUGGGUUUAGAAGUUCACAUGUAAAUAUUGCUUUGGGGAGACAACCUCAACAAAGAUGUCAGUGGUCAGUGGUGAGAGUGUUUAUCAUACGGAAAUUGGCAAAAGCCACAAGGCAGGGCCCCCCCCCGCCACCAUGCCUGAAUUUACCAGCCACCACUAGGCAUUUUCCUAUCAGUUUACAAGUAAAAGCCAUCUUGGUUUUGAACAUGAUAGUAUAACUGUCAAACUGUUCAAAAAGAUCUUUAUGAUUAUCUUGAGAAUGCAAGGCAGCUCCUAGACUUACUUGUUAAUCUUGUUUAUUUUCAUUGAUAACAUUUAAAAAUAUUGUAAGUUAUUUGGGUAAAGGGCUUCUUUGGAAUAUAAUUCUAAGUGAGAGACUGUAAAUAUCAAAAUAUCUGUCUCACCUCCUUUGUGAAUUAGAGUAGAAAUAAAUGCAUUUUAAAAAACAUCACUGAAUUUUGCAAAUGAAGACUGAAGGGCCCAUAGCUAUAGGCGCAGACUCAGCCACACUAUAUGUGAUCACAAAUACAUUCUAAAUAUGGAAAAUUCAGCACCCUCGAACAAAACAAAGGUCUAAUAAAAAUCAUUCCCAGGAAUAUUUAUUCAACUAUGAUCAUGCCCUUAAGGCACAUGUUUUGUGAGAGAAGGAAUGUGUAGAAAUGGAUUCCGAAGCCCUUAAUGACUCAAUAAAUUAUUUAAGGUCCAGUAAAACUGACCUGAGUUACUGGGUGACUUCGGGGGAGGAAAAAACAGGUGAACUGCAUGCAGCAGUAUUCUUCAACAGUAUCCAUGCCAUACAAACCAGCAUACCUUUGACUUGGUUGCAGAGUAGAUUCUGCAAAAUUGUGCUAUUACUCAUGUAAUUUACAGCUGUCAUCUUUGAAACUGUGUGAGCAUUUGAACAAUUUUUCUAAGGGAAUAAAUCUAGAUUUGUGAACGAA